AUGGCCAAUUCGGGCUUGCAGUUGCUGGGCUUUGCCAUGGCUGUGCUGGGCUGGGUGGGCCUGAUAGCCUGCACCGCCAUCCCGCAGUGGCAGAUGAGCUCGUACGCGGGCGACAACAUCAUCACGGCCCAGGCGAUGUACAAGGGGCUGUGGAUGGACUGCGUCACGCAGAGCACGGGCAUGAUGAGCUGCAAGACGUACGACUCGGUGCUCUCCUUGUCCGCGGCCUUGCAGGCCACUCGAGCCCUCAUGGUGAUAUCCCUGGUGCUGGGCUUCCUGGCUAUGUUUGUGGCCACGAUGGGCAUGAAGUGCACGCGCUGUGGGGGAGACGACAAAGUGAAGAAGGCCCGUAUAGCCAUGACCGGGGGCAUCAUUUUCAUCGUAGCAGGUCUUGCUGCCUUGAUAGCUUGCUCCUGGUAUGGGAAUCAGAUUGUCACAGACUUUUAUAGCUCCUCCGUCCCCACAAAUUUGAAGUACGAGUUUGGUCCUGCCAUCUUUAUUGGCUGGGCAGGGUCUGCUCUGGUCCUCCUGGGAGGUGCAUUGCUGUCUUGGUCCUGUCCUGGCACUGAGAGCAAAGCUGGGUACCGUGCACCCCGCUCCUACCCUAAGCCCAACUCUGCCAAGGAGUAUGUGUGAUCUGGGACCCACUUGCCUCAGCCUGACAGGUUAAAGGUGUGCUCAGAUGCCUGAAAGGACCUGGGGCCGAGAACUCAGCCUAAGGGUGUGAUGCAGGACAAAGGCCUCCUGUACACUCUAUCCCUGAACACCAUGUACAGUUCUCUGGGUUGUUGGGUGGGGGAAACAAAAAGAAAGGGUGUGCUUUUUGUAUAGUAAUAAAAAACAACUUUUGGAAGGUAGGUUUUUUCUUCCCUUCAGGGCCUCUGCUUGCUUUCUGUUCAAAUCCUUGCAGGGAAUUUGAAAACUAAAGUGUACCUACUUCAGUUCAGGAAACACAGAGCACCAGUGGUUUGCACAGCCGUCCCUGCCCAUUUCAUUUUGUUAUUCAGGCCCC
Cynocephalus volans (Philippine flying lemur) is the source of this 1012-nucleotide messenger RNA. RefSeq names its product claudin 7 (gene CLDN7). Gene Ontology annotation, molecular function: structural molecule activity. NCBI's taxonomy places the organism in Eukaryota, Metazoa, Chordata, Mammalia, Dermoptera, Cynocephalidae. Gene Ontology annotation, biological process: cell adhesion; bicellular tight junction assembly. The coding region runs from base 1 to 636 and encodes 211 amino acids. Gene Ontology annotation, cellular component: plasma membrane; bicellular tight junction. The record is from RefSeq and is a predicted model, not a curated record. The transcript is spliced from 4 exons.